GUAAAUAUUUUUUAUAGGUUAUGUUUUCAAUGGUCUAUAAAUGAGCACCGUAUCACAUUGUGAUUAGAACUGAGCACUAGAUCGUAAGGGUUUCAAUUAAUUAAAUCAUAAAUACAUGAUUUACAUUAAUUUCUGAUUUUGCUAAAUUAAGUUCAUAAUCAUUUACGUUUUAUAAAAUUGUAGUUAUGGGGAAGUUAAACGUCGCUAUGCUUCGUUAUUUAACUCGUGAAGACUUUAGAGUUUUAACUGCUAUCGAAAUGGGAAUGAAAAACCAUGAAUUAGUUCCAGCCACAUUGGCUGCUUCAAUUGCAAAUCUACAUCAUGGUGGUGUACACAAAAUAUUAAAAGAAUUAUGUAAACAUAGAUUGUUAUCAUAUGAAAGAGGAAAACAUUAUGAUGGUUAUAGAUUAACAAAUACUGGUUAUGACUAUUUGGCACUUAAAACUCUUACCUCUCGCCAAUUGAUAUCAUCAUUUGGUAAUCAAAUUGGUGUUGGUAAAGAAUCAAACAUUUAUGUGGUUGCUGAUUCUGAUGAUAAACCAAUUUGUUUAAAAUUACAUAGGUUGGGAAGAACAUGUUUUCGUAAUUUAAAAGAGAAACGGGAUUAUCAUGGACGUCGCCACAAGGCAGGUUGGCUGUAUUUGUCUCGGAUUUCAGCUACAAAAGAGUAUGCUUAUAUGGUAGCAUUAUCAAAAAGAGAUUUUCCUGUUCCAAAACCUAUUGAUGUUAAUCGGCAUUGUGUACUUAUGGAAUUAGUUGAUGGACAUCCUCUAUGUCGCCUAUAUGAAGUUGAAAGUGUAGAAAAUUUAUAUGAUGAUCUAAUGAAUCUUAUUGUUCGUUUUGCUCAACAUGGAGUUAUACAUGGUGAUUUUAAUGAAUUCAACAUAAUGAUAAACAAUGAAGAAAAACCAAUAGUGAUUGAUUUCCCACAAAUGAUGUCUUUUUCUCAUCCAAAUGCUGAAAUGUAUUUUGAUCGGGAUGUCAACUGUAUUAGAGAGUUUUUCAAAAAAAGGUUCAACUAUGAAAGUCAUUUAUAUCCAACAUUUGAAGAUGUUGUUCGGGAAGAAUUUUUAGAUGUAGAAGUAUCAGCUAGUGGCUUUACAAAAAAUAUGGACCAGUUAUUAUUACAUGAAAUUGGUAUGAUCAAUAAUAUAGAAGAAGGAUGUGAUGAAGAAAGUGAUUUUUAUGAUAGUGAAAAAGAAGAAGUGGAGCAUUUAGCAAAAAGAGUGGAUGAACUUAUGAAUGAAGAAUCUUCUACUGUUCUUGGAAACUCAAGUGUUCCACAUUCUCAAGAAAAAUUUGAUAAUUUAAAAUCAGAUUCUGAAGAAUAUAUAUCAUUGAGUGAUAAUGAUGAUAAUGAAAGUAUUGCUUCUUCAAAAGUAUGCUAUUCGGAUAUACAUAGUGUUCGAAGCAUGUCUACAACUACUACUAUACCGCCAGAGGUGAUUAGAGACAGAGUAAAAAAAUCAUUGGAAAAAAGAGAAAGAGCUAAAGUAAGACAUAGGAAUCUUGCUAAAGGUGAAGCUAGUGCUGUAAAUCGCCAAAGAAGAGAAAAUAAAGAUAUCAUAAAAGAUAGUUUUGGAAUCUGGGGUUAACUUUUCAAUAUUUUACCAUUUAUUUUUUAAAAU
Messenger RNA from Sipha flava (yellow sugarcane aphid), 1628 nucleotides. It is a transcript of the gene RIOK2, whose product is annotated as serine/threonine-protein kinase RIO2. The transcript is spliced from 7 exons. NCBI's taxonomy places the organism in Eukaryota, Metazoa, Arthropoda, Insecta, Hemiptera, Aphididae. Gene Ontology annotation, cellular component: preribosome, small subunit precursor; nucleus; cytosol. Gene Ontology annotation, molecular function: protein serine/threonine kinase activity; ATP binding. The coding region runs from base 186 to 1595 and encodes 469 amino acids. Gene Ontology annotation, biological process: maturation of SSU-rRNA; protein phosphorylation. The record is from RefSeq and is a predicted model, not a curated record.